This is a messenger RNA of Thamnophis sirtalis, 1094 nucleotides long. Lineage: Eukaryota; Metazoa; Chordata; Lepidosauria; Squamata; Natricidae. The record is from RefSeq and is a predicted model, not a curated record.
UAUAACAACGUGUACAAAUGUAAAACAUGCGAAUACGGUUACAAAAAUUUCGAAAUCCUCUCAUUCAGUGAGAACUGACCCCUUCCCUCCGCCCUCGGAGGGGGUCCCAGGCUGGGCCAUCGCUCUUCUCGUCCUUGUCAGCAUCCUCGUAUUUUUCCUGAUCCUCGGUCUUUUGUGGCUGCUUGUCUACUACAUUCGACGGAAGCGUCGGGGGAACAUGGAUGUGCUGAGUAGCCGGGAUUUGUACCACCCCAUGAACGAGUAUCCCACGUACCAGACCCAUGGGCGCUUUGCGCCCCCAGGAAACAAGCAAAACCCUUACGAAGAGGGGAAUAGGCAACCCCAAAACCCCACGAAGGGCUUCUCCUAUACCAACCCUGCCAUGGCCAACGAUCAACUGUAGGGGGCGCCGUUCCUACAGCCGGACUUUGGAGGGUGGGGUGAAUUGGAAAAAAAAAAAGGAACUUCAGCACUUUUCGCACCACUGAGACCCAGUGAGAAAGUGGGGUGACUUUUUUGUGGGGGGGGGGGGACACGACUUCCGAAGAGUUGCUCGCCUCCUCCGUCGACCAGGAGCAGAAUUACGGAUGGAGGGUGAAGAAGGAAUCCGUUGCCCUUCCUACACCGGGAGCCAUGCCAAGACGCUGAGGACUAGAGACUUGGAGCGACUUAUGGACCAAGAUGGGAAUUUUACUAUAAAAAAAAAAUCCUACGGGGCCGGCGGAACUCCACGCCACAAGGAUCUCGACAGGAAGUCAAAACCGAUGAACUCUCGUUUACGAAGGGACUAUUUUGCUUGAUUAAUUUAUGGCCAAUGAUUAAUUUAUGGAGACGGGCAGGGAAGUUUCGUAGCAGGAGAAAGAGACUAAUACGACUCCGGAGAGGAAGAAUCGAAGGCGGGAUUAUUAUUAUUUUUUUUUAAAAAAGAGUUCGUUCUGCGUCGAUUUCGGACGUAAAAAGAGGACCGAGAGAUUCUGGCCUUCCCCAUUUUUUUCCUUUCCCCUCUUAAUUAAAAAAAAAAAAAGCAUUCCCGAGAGGCCAACUUUGGAAGACAUGAAGGAAUGGAAUAAAUUAAAUUCAAAUUUUAAUUUUUA